AUGAGAGCACAAAACCAGUUGCUGUGGCUCGCCCACGCCCUCCCCGCUGUUGCGCUGACUAUCACCGCUCCUGCUCAGACAUCUCCCUCUUCCACCCCAGUCUCGGGUUGUGACGCUGUGAACUUGGUUCGCGAUGGGUCUCUGCAAACCGUUGACCAGGGAGACAGUGUGUGGACUGUUCUACCGCCCGUGGAUCGUUCUCCUGACGAUGAAUACUUACAUCUGAGCCCUGAAGCUGUCGAAUCGCAGACACUCUUGGUCCAGACAGUCAGUGGAGUCGACGCGGAAGAGACUUAUACUUUCUCUUUCGACUUCCGCCAGACAGAUAGCGCAGAUGACAGCACCACCGCUUGCACCGUGAAUAUCGUGCUCGAUGGCGAAGACUCCGGUCCCAGUCCUCAAACAGCCGGUGUCUGGACAACCGUCUCCCAGCAGUGGACGGCUUCCAGCAGCCCUGAGGCCCAUGAUGUUGACGUCUUCGUCGUGAUCAGUUGCCCUGGUGCGAUUUCCUCGGGUACGACAGUGGAUGUAAACAACUUCUCGCUUGAAAAGAAUUGUGGCUCGUCUCCCGAGCCCAGCAGCACGACCCCUACCAAGACCCCGUCGGCCUCUGUGACCCCUUCUGCCUCCGCUACUGGAAACCCCAGCGUGUCGGGAACUUCGUCGAGCACCACCAGCACUGGAACAGUAUCGCACUCAUCGUCAGUCCACGUCUCCCCGACUUCGCCGAGUAGCACCCCCGGCCAUGUCACUCUGACAACCACCACUACCGGGCCUGCAAACACUGUAUCUAGCGGCACUACCGACUUGCCAGCCACGACUUCUGGAGCACCAGGAUCCACGGGAACCGCCACUACCGGGCCUGCAAACACUGUAUCUAGCGGCACUACCGACUUGCCAGCAACGACUUCUGGAGCACCAGGUUCCACGGGAACCACCACCCUCACAACCUCUACUCCCGUGGUUCCCACCGGCACCUCCACCACCGGAGCACCUUCGCAGACCAUGACAACAUCCACAAUCUACACUACUCGCACUGCGACCAUCACAGCCUGUCCCACCACCGUACCGCACUGCCCGGCCGACCAGCAGACAACAUACACAACGACCGAGACCAUCGUUGUCUCGACCACCGUCUGCCCCGUUGAUGCAACCACCACCGCCGAUGGACCCAGCCCCACAGGCCCAUCUGGCAACGGCAGUGGACCUGGAAAUGGAAACGACUACACGAUCUCGACGAUCCAUUCUACCAGAACCGUAACCUUAACCGAAUGCCCGGCAACAGUGACCGACUGCCCGGCUCGCGACCAGACGACGCAUGUCACGACCGAGACCGUCGUUGUCGGUACCACUUCGGUGCCGAUUCAAACUGCCGUGGCAACCACUGCACCUGGCGCGGGCCAGCCGGCUGGUCCUGUCCAGACUGGUGUUUCGCAUGUUGGUGGAAGUGGAAAUGGAAAUGGUGCAGACGUCGACGCCAACCUCCCGGGCGUCACAGACAUUAGCUCUUCUGUUGCGGCCGCUUCCCCUGUCGCCACUGGAAAUGGUGCAGACGUCGGCGCCAACCUCCCGGGCGUCACAGACAUUAGCUCUUCUGUUGCGGCCGCUACCCCUGUCGCCACUGGAACUGGCGCCACCACCGAUAGCAGCAGCCCGGCGACUACGUCACCCAUCUUUAACGGUGCUUCGUCCUUUACUGUGUCCGGUGCUGUGUCUGCCCUAGGUGCUAUCGCCGCUCUGGCGCUUUUCCUUUGA
Penicillium bovifimosum is the source of this 1755-nucleotide messenger RNA. RefSeq lists its product as uncharacterized. The transcript is spliced from 2 exons. The record is from RefSeq and is a predicted model, not a curated record. The coding region runs from base 1 to 1755 and encodes 584 amino acids. NCBI's taxonomy places the organism in Eukaryota, Fungi, Ascomycota, Eurotiomycetes, Eurotiales, Aspergillaceae.